Molecule: messenger RNA, 1707 nt
Organism: Penicillium atrosanguineum
Lineage: Eukaryota; Fungi; Ascomycota; Eurotiomycetes; Eurotiales; Aspergillaceae
Product: MFS transporter
Exons: 4
Coding region: 1-1707 (568 amino acids)
Biological process (GO): xenobiotic detoxification by transmembrane export across the plasma membrane
Molecular function (GO): fluconazole transmembrane transporter activity
Source: RefSeq, a predicted model, not a curated record
AUGGAGACUCUACGGGACACGGCAUUCGGUAAACUGGUGCGACUAUUCAGUCGCUAUCGAUGGAUGCAAUAUCCUGAAGAGCAGGAUGCGUCGGUCUGGACUGAAUAUCUCAAAACUGAGACUGAGAAACCGGAAGAAGAGCCUUCUACGCCAGUGAAUGAGAACGAGAAUCCCGAGGAUCUGGAGGCCUUCGGUCUCUACACAGUCAGGUCGCAACUAUCCAGUCGGUCUCGGCGAAUGUCCUGUGCAUCGACUGUGCAAGAUGGAAAUCAGGGUCGAUCAAAUGGCCAACCUCUUGUCAUUAGCUGGCGAGGUCCCGAUGAUAGUGAGAACCCGCAGAACUGGAGCACCAAGAAGAAGGCCUUCGUGAGCGGUUUGAUCUGGUUGCUUACUUUUUCCAUCUAUGUUGGCUCUUCAAUUUACACUCCUGGCAUUACGGGUGUCACGGAGCAGUUCAACGUGAGUAGUGUCGCUGCUCUAUUGGGCCUGACCCUUUUCGUGCUUGGAUAUGGACUUGGUCCGAUGGUUUGGUCCCCUCUCUCCGAGAUUCCCAUGAUCGGUCGAAGUCCAACAUACGUCUUAACGCUAGUCGUAUUUGUCUUCUUCCAAUUCGCCGUCAUUUACGCCAAAAACUUCGGCAUGCUACUAGCCUUCCGCUUUCUAACAGGCUUUGUCGGAUCACCCGCCCUAGCCACUGGAGCUGCGUCAAUGGGUGAUAUCUGGUCCCCCAAGGUCCGGGACUACAUGAUCGGUGUCUGGGGCAUGUUCGCCAUUGCAGCACCCGUCCUAGGCCCAAUGCUCGGCGGCUUCGCAGCAUCCGCCAAAGGCUGGACAUGGACAAUCUGGCAGCUACUAUGGGUGUCAGCAUUCACACUCAUUCUGCUGUUCUUCUUCCUCCCGGAAACAUUUACGCCGAAUAUCCUCGCCCGUCGAGCUCGUCGAGUGCGUCGCAUCACAGGCAACUCUCAAUACAUGUCCGACUCCGAAAUCGAGAUCAGGGAGAUCAAGUCAAGGGACGUCCUCUUCGAAGCCCUCGUCCGCCCCUUUCAACUCUGCUUCUUUGAACCCAUCGUCAUCCUUCUAAAUCUCUACAUCUCCUUAAUCUAUGGCAUUCUCUACAUCUGGUUCGAAGCCUUCCCAAUUGUGUUCGAAGAGAUUCACGGCUUCAAUCCCGGCGAAAGCGGCCUCGCCUUCAUGGGCAUCCUAGUCUCAACAUGCUGCAUCACUAUCCCAGCCUACUUCUACUGGAAGUAUCGCUACCAGUCUCGCUAUUUUGAUAAGAACGGAAAUAUAGCACCCGAGUACCAAAUGCCGCCUGCCUGUGUUGGCGCAUUUGCGCUCCCCAUCUCUCUAUUCUGGUUCGGCUGGACAGGUAACUUUGAGAGCGUGCAUUGGAUCGUGCCGAUUAUCGCGUCGAUGUUAUUCGCCGUUGGGGGCUGUUUGAUUUUUAAUUGUAUUUUCUGUUAUCUUGCGCAUGCGUAUCCGAAAUAUGCGGCUUCGGUGUUGGCUGGGAAUGAUUUUAUGAGGUCGUCGUUUGGUGCUGGAUUUCCACUUUUCGCGUCGGCCAUGUUCCAUAAUUUGGGUGUUGGUUGGGCCUGUACAUUGCUUGGAUGUCUGACUUUGUGUUUUGUGCCGUUUCCGUUUAUUUUGCUGUGGCGGGGGAGAAGGAUUCGCAUGACGAGCAAGUAUGCGAGGCACGAUAUAUAG